CCAAUAAAUAUUCAUUCUAUUACCACUAAACCUUGCAAAGAACAUACGAUAAUUCUUGUCAAACAAAAACAAUACGAAAUUAAAAUCCAAAACCAAAACCAAAACCAAAACCAAAACCAAAACCAAAACCAAAACCUAAUAUAGGAAGGAUAUACGGAGUAUUGAACUUCUUCUACCUUAUAAAUAUUCAGUCUUCCCUAUGUCAAAAAAAAAGUAAAAAUAAAUAUUCAGUCUAUUACAACUAACCUUGCAAAGAACGUAAUUCAUACGAUAAUUUUUGUCAAACAAAAUCAAUACAAAGAUCAAUAUGAGUUUGGCUUCAAGGACUCAAAGUUCUUCGAGUAUCAUGGAGAAAGCUAUGAAUGAAGAUUCUGUACCACAGUGUCUCAUCGAAUUUGAAAAGUACUUGGAUCAAUUACAAAUGAUGAAAAAAAAGAAAUCUCCGAGGGAAAUUUUAGCAAAUAUCAGACGCAAUGUGAUCGAGAAAAAGGAAAAAGCGCAAAAAUUCUUAAUCAACAAAUUAGAAGAAAAUUUAGUGGAAAAGAUACGAAUGGUUGCCGUUAACAGAAAGGCGGCGGAGGAAGCUGGACGUCUAAAAAUGUCGUUUUGGAGAGAAAUAAAUAAACGAGGAGGUACAAAUGUGAAAUUGGUCAUGAAGAAAGUAAUUACUGCAAGUGACGUAAACAAUAAACAAGAAAGGCUAUUAUUGCCAUUCGGAAAAUUACAAAUCGAGUCACGUGAUUUCCUACGUGCAGAUGAGGAGAAGAUGUUGGAAGAGAAAGGAGGGAGUAUUAAGGUGAUGUUGAUUCAGCCAAAAUUUGUUGAAGAAAUUGGGCAUGUUGUUAAUGAUAUUGAUUUGAGGAAGUGGAAAGGGGGUUAUGUUCUUACAACCAAACAGUGGAAUCUUGUCGUGGAAAGGAAUGAGAUUAAGGAACAUCAAGUAUUCCAUGUUUGGUCUUUUAGGGUUGGUGAAGGUCAAACAAAACUUGGGUUUGCUCUAGUUAGGAUUUGAUCAAUAGUUUUGCCUUGCCACCCGGCACCCAAUUACAAUAGACGGGAGAUAGUGAAGAGGUCUUAGUCUAGUGGUUAAGAUUGAGGGUCUGUGUACGGUAAGUUUUAGUUUUGAACCCCUCGCAUAGUUUGUAAUUUAUACGAAGUAUUGCCUUAUUUAAUUUGUAAGUGCGAAAAAUGAAACGUAUCUAUAGAGAAUUUAUUGUUUUAUUUUUUUAUUGGUGGGUUAGAUUUUUUUUUU
Spinacia oleracea (spinach) is the source of this 1252-nucleotide messenger RNA. RefSeq names its product B3 domain-containing protein At2g31420-like. Lineage: Eukaryota; Viridiplantae; Streptophyta; Magnoliopsida; Caryophyllales; Amaranthaceae. The transcript is spliced from 2 exons. Bases 308 to 1012 code for a protein of 234 amino acids. The record is from RefSeq and is a predicted model, not a curated record. Gene Ontology annotation, molecular function: DNA binding.